Molecule: messenger RNA, 1380 nt
Organism: Aspergillus mulundensis
Lineage: Eukaryota; Fungi; Ascomycota; Eurotiomycetes; Eurotiales; Aspergillaceae
Exons: 3
Coding region: 1-1380 (459 amino acids)
Source: RefSeq, a predicted model, not a curated record
AUGGCACAAUUCAGCUCCCUCCCCCCCGAGAUCCUCGGGAACAUCUUCCUCCACGCAGACCAGAAAUCGCAAAAAGCGCUCCGUCUCACAAACCGCCAAUUGGGGGCCAUUGGCCAGCAGAGUGUUUUCCAGACACUAAGGGUCUGUCCAACUGAGGAGAGCUAUGGGCGGUUAGAGAACAUUCUCAAGAGACCCGAUCUCGUCCCAUACAUCAAUAAGAUCUACCUAAACACAUAUGAUGUGAAGCAUCCCCCAGAGUCUCAGUACGACGAUGGCGAGGAUGUAGCAUCUCGCCUGUUUCUUUACCUCAAGGACAUGCCCCGGCUGCAGAGCGUAGCUCUUCGCUUCCACUGGGAAUGUCCCGACGAUGUGUAUGAUGAUGUCCAGCAGGAUGAGAACUUCCGGUCAGAGGUUAUGCAGACGGGUCUGGGAGCGCUUGCCGCCUUGCCUGGGCUGAAGGACCUUGCGCUGCGGGAUAUCUAUAACGUCAACGAAACGGACACAGAGACAGUUGCGAGCUUGAACACGAUAUUGCCGAGGCUGAGGUCCCUGAGACUCAACGUCACCAAUGCGAACCGAGGCAUGAAGGGGAGUUCGGACUAUGAUCUAGAAAACCCGCAGCGCUUCUUCUCCGAGCUCCCCUUAGUUUGGCUCAAACCAGCCCUCUCCAAUCUCCAGCACCUAACCCUCUACUCCAGCAUCUACGCAGGCUUUUUCCCCAAAUGCGACUUCAGGGACCUGCACUUCCCAAACUUAAAGAGCCUCGCCUUCGGAAACCACACCUUCAUCCACGACUCCCAGCUAAACUGGAUCCUUUCACACGCCGCAACGCUGACAGAACUGUAUAUGGACGACUGCGCCAUCGUCCACGAGGCCGCCAUCUACACGGAUAAGCAGGACUCCACCCUCCUACCACCGGAUGCAUUCAAGCCUCACCCGCAUCUGCCGGAUCGCAAGGUCUACACGUCCUACAGCACGCGCUGGGCCGACUACUUCCGCGCCUUCAAGGAGAAGCUAGUGAACCUGAGGGAAUUCCGGUACGGGCAUGCGCCGAACUGGUGGGCGGAUGAUACGACGCCGUUUGAGUCAGAGCACAGGAUCAGGAUUGGGUUUGGGGACGAGAGCUAUCUGGUGUUUUUUGAUGGGGUUUUGCCGAGUGAGUAUACGGAUUUUAUCUACUGGGAGGUUCCGAGGGAGGGUCUUACGGGGGUCGAGAGUCGGCGGGAGAUGUUUGAGUAUGUUGAUGGCGUGGCGUUGAGGGCUUCGGAUGAUGAUGAGGCGGCGUUGAGGGAGCUUUGUGAUUGUGUUGGGAGCUCUAGGAGGAAUGCGCUGGUGGAUGAGGAUGAGGAUGAUCUUAUGGAUGGUUUUGUGGCGGGAUAA